Molecule: messenger RNA, 4582 nt
Organism: Panonychus citri (citrus red mite)
Lineage: Eukaryota; Metazoa; Arthropoda; Arachnida; Trombidiformes; Tetranychidae
Exons: 10
Coding region: 709-4563 (1284 amino acids)
Biological process (GO): translation
Cellular component (GO): ribosome
Molecular function (GO): structural constituent of ribosome; rRNA binding; protein binding
Source: RefSeq, a predicted model, not a curated record
UUUUCUCCAUCAAGGUUAACAUGAUUUUCUCGAUUAAAUUAACCAGUUUACAAUUAAUUGCAAUCAAAGAAUUAACCAUAAUUCUCUUACACUAAUCAGUUUCUUUUUUCUAUUUGGAAUUUUAAUACACAGAUAAUUAGCCAGAUUCUCAUGGAGAUAAAUGGAUUGAAUCGCCGACCCUUGGUAACAGUAACAAAAACUGUUCUUUUUUGUUUACUCUCUUUGGAUGGAAAUUAAUUUUUCUUCUGGUGAACAAUUAAGUUAAUUUCUCUUAUUUUCUUGUUCAAUUUCCUAAGGACAAACUGUGUUGUUGUUUCAAGAACAUUUUCAUCAACAUUGAUUUAGUGUAUUUGAAUAUGUAAGAAAAAGAGGAAAAUAACAAGAAUCUCAUUAAAGAUCAUUAAUAUCGGAGAUAAACCAGUUCGCUCACAUUCACCAAGGGAACAAAUAGUUAACUGUUUUGUGUUCAUGUUCUGGUCAAGAAAAAUUCAAAUUGGUUCUUUUCUUUGUCCAUAGAAUUGAAAAAAAAGAUUCUCCUUUGUUUUUCUAUUCUAUUCCAUUCCAUUGGUUUUCUCUUUCCAAUCAACUGGUAAUUGUGACAAUCGAAAAGCAUCCGUACAGGAAAACAACUCAGAUAGUAUUUUGUUAUCAUCUCGAACAACAUUUUAUUACCAAAGAAAAGCAACAAAUUGAAAACAUUUUGGCUCAAUGGUAAUCCCAAUACUCAAUUUAAAUUUUCUUCUACUUGUUGGAUUAAUUUCUCAUUGGAUUAAUGAUUCUUUGGGUUCAUCACUUGGUGACAAGGUCAGUAACUCAAUCAAUGGUGAUUUGUGUUCAAAUGAUGAAAUUGACAAAGGUUCAUGUUGGUGUUAUAACACUAAUCCAAUCAACAUUAGCUGUAAUCAUUUAACUAAUUUGGAAAUAUUUACCAGUGCCAUAAAUUAUACAACAAAACGCCAAGAUGAAUUGGUUAAAAUUGCCAUACAAGUGAACGAAUCAUCUGCAACAAUUAACCAAAUUGUUAUCUGGUUAGCCAAUGGAUCAUAUCAGGAAAUAUGCUCAUCAUUGGAAAUACUUCAUCUUUCCUGGAACUCAUUGGAAAUUAUUGAUUUAAAUUGGUUCACUAAAUUACCAAACCUUAAAGAACUUGAUCUCUCCAAUAACCUGAUAAAAACCAUAGUUUGGAACAAAUUACCUUCAUUAAUUACACUAAACUUAAGCCAUAAUCGUGUAUCAACAAUUAAUCUACAAGAUAUUUUCCACAAUUAUCCAUCUCUUGAGAAAUUAGAUGUUUCAUCUAAUUGGUUAAAAAGUUUCAAUGGAUUAGACUCAUUGAUACCAAAUCGAGCAUUUAGUUUAUAUGCUCACGAUAACCCUUGGGAUUGUAGUCUUAGUACAACAAUUAAAUUAGGUGAACUAAUUUACUCUACUCGAAAUGAGAUCAAUAUUUUCCGUCGUCCAAGUAACAAUAUGAUUAAACAAUCCUGGGAAAUACUUUGCUCUGAACCAGUCCAGUGGAAAGAGAUGACCGUUGAACAAGCAUUUUCCGUUAAGAACACCGAAAUUUGUAAUCAAUGUGAUUGUUUCAUGAUUAAGAAAGAUCUUCUUAUGGUUAAUUGUUCCUAUCGAGAUUUAACUCACCUUCCAAAAACAUUACCUCUUGGUUCACGAAUUGUUAAAUUAAACGGUAAUCGAUUACGAUCUUUCGGUCUAUCAUCAUCGGACAGUUCAUCUUGGUCAACGGUAAAAGCAGUUCAUCUGAAUAAUAAUGAGAUCAGUGGUCUACAAGAUUUAGAGAUGAGUAAAAUCUUGAGAAAUCUUUUAUCAAUCAACCUUCAGGGUAACCAAAUGAAAGAAGUUCCAAUUCACAUAUUGGAACAAUUUUCUCACCUUCUUAAAGUUAAUCUAUCCGAUAAUCCAUGGACCUGUGAUUGUAAUACUCUGAUAUUUCAAAAGUGGCUUCAAAAACAUCAUGAAAAGGUUCCCGAUAUAAAUAAAAUCUAUUGCACCAAUUCAGCUGAUAGGAUGGACUUUUUUAUUCCAAGUAAUAAGGAGCGACUGCCAAUCCAACAAAUGCCAAUUUCGGACAUUUGUCCACGAGCAAAUGUACCGUUACAUUUUCUCGAUAUACUUAGUGGUACCUGUGCUGUUUUAACUAUUCUCAUUGCUCUCAAAGUUUUGUACGAUUAUUUUUGGCAAAAGAAAACUGGUAAAUUACCUUACUUUUUCAAGCUCAAUUCGAAGCCUGAUUUGGUAUCAUGUUUAAAGCGUGUUGGUGAAUUUUUACUGGACAAUCAUGGAGUUUUAAGGAAAAUCGAAUAUCUUGGAACAAACAAAUUCCCAUAUCGAAUGAGUAAAUCAGGAUCUAAAACUCCUGGUCUUCAUGACUCUGGAAGCUACUUCCUGUAUCACUGUGAUCUUCCAUAUUCUUCACGAGAUUUUAUCAGAAAUUCUCUUCGUUUGGAUCAUGAUUUGGUUCGAGUAUCAUUACAUUCAAAAGAAACCGCAAUCCCUGAGAAUUAUGAAUGCAAAUUGGCAGAUGAAAUAUUACCACCAUCUUAUCGUGAAAGUGUUCAGAAUUUAAUUUCCGAAGGUCGUAGAAAUAAAAACAAAAUAGAUUUAGGACCUGAUGCAGAGAAAUGCUUGAUUGCUUACGAAAGGAAUAACUUAAUCAUGAUGGACUUACAAUCAACCCCAUUAAUUGAUACAACGAUUAAACCUAAUUCAAUGUGCCAAUCAUCAUCUUCCUCAUUACCAUCAUCAAAUAAUUUAUUAAAUCAAUGUAACAAUUUGAUUAAGGAGGCUAAAAAUUUUAAUCUACACGCUAAUGUAUUGAAACAAUUACUUAAUUUAAAGGACAGAGCAAGUGGAUAUGAAAUUUAUGCUCGUCGUCAAUCAGUUGAAACAAUCAACACAAUUAACUCUGCUUCAUCUGGUAAGGAGACGUCAAUUAAUUUGACAAAUAAGUGUAACAAUCAACAAUCAAUUGAAACAUUGCAAUCAACAUCAACAAUAGAAUCAAUUGAUUUGGAAAAUUUGCUUGAAACAAUUAAGAAAUUAAGUGAUGAAGUAAUUGAAUCACAUCGACUUGGUUUCUGUUUAGCUUAUAACAUUCAAUGUCUCCAUAAAAGGUUAACUGGAUCACCGAUUGAUUUACAUUCAAGUGCUAAUAUGAUUCGUAAAUUGCAGGAAAAAUAUGAUUCCUUCAAGACUCGAGAAGCGAUUCUUAAAUAUGAAUUUCAAGAGAAAAGGAAAUUGCUUCGUCGAUUGCGAAGUCAAUUAGAGGAAACUCGAGAAGACUGGAGAGUACUUCGAGUAACCAAGCGAAGGCCAGAAAGACGAGCCGAAAGGAAUGAGAAUGACGAUGAGAAUGAUAUUCCCGAUGAUGAUGCUCUUUGGUCUGAAACAUUACGACGACAAUUUGCAUCGAAAAGGAAACAACCAAGUGAAGAAAGUGGUUUCAUCGAGACAAAUAAUCGAGGUGAAGGUGUCGAAGUUUCUUCUUCACCAUCAUCUACAUCAUCUUCCACCUCUGAUGAUAAUAAUCAAGGUACAUCUUCAGGUACAACGAGUGAUCAACCAACGAAAAUAACUCGAACCACUGGUUACGAGGAUUUAGCGAUCGCACUUGAUAAUCGAAGAGCUAAACUUGACUAUUUAGAAGAUGAAUGUUACAAUUUAUUUCAAACUCUCUCCGCUCGAUCAACGGCCACAGUAACAGCGAACGACAAUUAUACCAAUAACACCAAUAAUCUUAACAAUCAACUAAACGGAUCGACGACAAUUCCAAUUGUUUCACCUUUACUUUUCUCUGAUGAUUUGACAGAUGAUCAAUUAUUAUUAGACGAUGACGAUGAUGAUGAGGACGAGGAGGAAGAGGAAAUUGACGAUGAAGAGGAAGUAGAUGAAAAUGAAGAUGAUGUAGAUGAAUUAUCUGACCCUUUGUCUGAUGAAUUUGAUGAGCUUAAUCUUCCGGUUGACACUUUAGAUCCAAUCGAUGCCACCGAAGAGAUUGACACCAGUGACCUUCCUUGGGACUCCAAUAAUCUUUAUGAAAGUCGAGCGACAUCAUUGGUAACUACUGAUUCGCAUAAUCAAAUGAGUCCCAACAAUUUACAAAACAAUCAAAUGACACAAGAUGACGAGGGUAAUCAAUCAACAACUAAUUUACCUUCAUCGUUGACAUUAUCUCAGUCUAAUAUGGUUCAUAUUGGAGUGGGUAUGGAUGAUGAUGAUGAUGAAGAUGAUGAAUACACUCAACAGGAGAUGGAAUCGUUGGCCGAAACUGGUGAACCUUUGGUACUUUGCCGAUUGAGACGACGAGCGGUUGAAAUUUUGAUCAGUCGAUUGAGAGAUGAGAAAAUUUUACACCAAUCUAGAGAAUCUGAAUUAAAUGAGCAAUUAGAUAAAUUGAGAAGAUUAAAUGACAGUUUAACCUUAAAGUUAAAUAAUUUAAAAUCAAAUGAUUGGUCAUUAAGAUCAACUGGUCAGUUAAAUUCAAUUUUAAUCACCUCCAUGGUCACUUUGUUUACAGCCAGUGUGUUUGUCUAUUUUUUCAAAUAAAUGUCAAAUACACUUGAAA